AUGUUCUCGUUCAAAGAAGAGAUCGAUCUUACCAACUUUACAUUUAUUGUGCCGUCCGUUAGUGUGGGAAACGUUCCGCAGCUUGCUGUCGAUGCCGUUAUCGAAACGCUGCGACUCGAACCGAUCGGAAUGCUGUGGUCCCCGGCACUGAUACCCAUCGUCGGUGCACCAGCAUUUGACCACACCAGCAACGACACGCUUACUACUACGGCCGAGCUAUACAUCUCGCAGACAGACAGGGUGCUGGUGUUGCAGAUACGUGCACCAUUGGUUGGUCCACUCCGACAGACAUUCCUGGACCAGUUGAGCGAUUUUGUGCGUGAUCGUAAAUUGUCAAGAGUGGUCGUUCUGGCCAGCUCUUUCUCGCACGAAAAGUCCGGCAUACAUCAAUACCGGUACGUUGCAAACGAACUGUACGAACAAACGCCGGUUGCCAAGCAUCUGAAGAUAGCAUGCUGCUCAAAGCAUGCAGGAGGUGUUAUACAUGGAGGAGGAUUUGCAUCGAAGCUACUGGAAGCUCUCACUGUCCGCAGUGUACCGGCCGUAGUGCUCUUUAUGUACGUUUCGGAGGGUGACAACACGAGGGAAGGGCUACUGCUCGCAAGCGUGCUAAAUUCAAUCAUCGGCGAUGCAUUGCUGUCGGUGCCCGAAUUGUACGGCUUCCGAGGGCCUAGCUCGUGGAAGCAUUUGUUCGGCAGCACACAUCCGAGAGCGUUGUAUUGA
Messenger RNA from Anopheles maculipalpis, 723 nucleotides. Its product is annotated as proteasome assembly chaperone 2. Lineage: Eukaryota; Metazoa; Arthropoda; Insecta; Diptera; Culicidae. Gene Ontology annotation, biological process: proteasome assembly. The record is from RefSeq and is a predicted model, not a curated record. The transcript has a single exon. Bases 1 to 723 code for a protein of 240 amino acids. Gene Ontology annotation, cellular component: nucleus; cytosol.